This is a messenger RNA of Aspergillus udagawae, 618 nucleotides long. Its product is annotated as putative solid-state culture specific protein. The coding region runs from base 1 to 618 and encodes 205 amino acids. NCBI's taxonomy places the organism in Eukaryota, Fungi, Ascomycota, Eurotiomycetes, Eurotiales, Aspergillaceae. The transcript is spliced from 2 exons. The record is from RefSeq and is a predicted model, not a curated record.
AUGGAUCCCCCAUUUCCCAUCACCCUCGAUUAUACCCUCCACGAUCACUACCCAGCCGAUGCGGAAGAUGGCUUGAACACCGUCCUGGUCUACUACCCUCUACAGUUCGAGCACAACCGUGAGGAUAAAUCAACGAAGUUUGCCUACGGGUACAAAGUGGACGAAGAGGAUGAAGACUCCACGUUGUCCUUAACGAUGGCCGCCAAUUUGGUACCACAACGAUACGCUUUCUCCGCCGGCAGGAUGCAUCUGGUUAUUCUGGACGUUAUUGCACAAAGGAAAUUGAACAGCGAAUGUAAAGGGGAUCCUCUCGCGGAUGCGGAUGAUUCUGUGUCCGCACAUCACCUUGAUAUCUAUCAAACGUUCGCCCAGUUACAGCCCGACCAGCGGCCAAUCUUGAGUUUUGCAAAUAGUCCGGAGAAUCCUGUCAAAAAGUGGGCUGUGUCCGGAUUACCAACGCCGCCGUCUCGGGUGACUGGCACCAUGCUUGUCGACUACGAGGAUCCUAGUGUACUUGCCCUAGAGACUGCCCGGAUGACGGGGUCAAUCGAGCAACGUCAAGUCCCGUUCAUGUUCAAACCCCCCAGUCGAUUUCAGGGAUGGGCAACUUCGCCGUGA